Labrus bergylta (ballan wrasse) is the source of this 1805-nucleotide messenger RNA. RefSeq names its product phytanoyl-CoA hydroxylase-interacting protein-like. Lineage: Eukaryota; Metazoa; Chordata; Actinopteri; Labriformes; Labridae. The record is from RefSeq and is a predicted model, not a curated record. Gene Ontology annotation, molecular function: protein binding. Gene Ontology annotation, cellular component: cytoplasm.
UCAGAUGUAGUUGAUCCUCACAGCUGUUGGACGGAUGGUUUCAGUCUCAUUUCUCUCUGUGUCAGUGUUUGUGAGAGGACGUGAACAUGACGGAGUCGCACCUCAACAGUCCCAGUUUGGAGCUCCAGAGCCUGCAGCUGUGUGACAGGGAAGGCACAGAGUCUGCAGACAGCGGUAUCGGGGACGUGGACGACCUGCCGGUUCCUCAGCAGAUCCAAAUCAGCAACAUCACCUGUGACUCGUUCAAGAUCAGCUGGGAGAUGGAGAGCAGAGGCAGAGAGAGGAUCACUCACUACUUUAUCGACCUCAACAAGAAGGACAGCAAGAAGGAGAACCAGUUCAAACACAAGGACGUACCGACGAAGCUGGUGGCUAAGGCGGUUCCUCUGCCCAUGACGGUGAGAGGUCACUGGUUCCUGAGUCCUCGUACUGAGUACAGCAUUGCUGUCCAGACAGCCACCAAGCAGCCAGAUGGAGAAUACGCCGUCUCUCAGUGGAGCGAGAUCAUCGAGUUCUGCACGGCAGAUUACUCCACUGUCCAUCUGAUGCAGCUGCUGCAGAAAGCUGAGGCGACCGCCGGCAGAAUGCUGCCGUUCACCGUCUUCUACAGAAACCAAGAGCAGGAGUACUUCGAGCAGCCCAGUUCAUCUUAUCGCUCCAGAGACGCUCAGUGCUGCCAGAUGUUGCCGGCGGUCAAAGACGACAGCGGCAGCCACGGCUCGCCAAUCAGCGGUAAACUGGAGGGACUCUUCUUCAGCUGCAACACGGAGUUCAACACAGGAAAACCCCCCCAGGACUCCCCAUAUGGACCAUUCCGCUUCCAGAUCCAAGCAGACGUCCUCAUCAACCAGAGCACCAACAUCUACUUUGGGGAUUUCUACUGCAUGUACACGUCGUAUCACUACGUCAUCCUGGUCCUCGCUCCGGACGGCUCCAAAGGAGACGUCUUCUGUAAGGAGAUUCUGCCGGCGCUCGACAGAUCCAACAACCGCUUCCUGAGCUGCACCGAGGAAGAGGACGGCUCGCUGUCGUUCCGUCACGCGCAGGACGUCAUCUUGGAGGUGAUCUACACGGAGCCGGUGGAAUUGGACUCUGGGACGGUGACGAGGAUCAGCGGACACCAGCUCAUGAGUCAGUCCACCGUCAACGCCAAGAAGGACCCCAGCUGCAAGAUCUGCAACAUCAGCGUGGGACGUUAGCCGGAUCUUUGACUGGACGAGUAAUAAACCGGCUAAUAACUGGCGUGGUGACCAGGCGGGGGCUAACGAGCUACUAAUAAAUUCACCACCUGCUUGUUCAGGAGCCAAAGUAGCUAGCUAAGGACUAGCAAUGCCUCAAUGGCUAGCAGAUGAUCCAAUUAAUCUGUAAUCCUAAUCUGUUACGUAUUUAAAGUACCCUCAAUUAAAUUUGGCAUUGUGUCUUCUCCUGGGGCUUCAAGAGUUUGAACGAUGGAAAUUUCUUGGUAUCAGGAAAGAUGAUACAGAGUCGAAGAAGAAUUUUAACAAACCUAACCAGGUCGACGUUGACCAAAAAGUUCAAUAAACACGUAAUAAGGUUCUAUGUUCUAGCAAAAAGUAUCAAAAGUUGUUCCCCAAAAGCCCAUCACAGGUUGAUUUUACGGUUUGAAAAAGUUACACAGAUUGUUUGCAGAAAGUCAAGACUAUGGACGGCAGGGGCGUGUCCACAGGGGAUAGCCAGGGGUGGCAUGGGCCCCACACAAUCUUUAGGUCACCCUUGCACAAAGUCAAUGUUCCAGUUGGGCCACCCCAGUCCAAAAAGUCUGGACACACCCCCUAUGGACAGCA